Molecule: messenger RNA, 1183 nt
Organism: Fundulus heteroclitus (mummichog)
Lineage: Eukaryota; Metazoa; Chordata; Actinopteri; Cyprinodontiformes; Fundulidae
Product: arfaptin-1-like
Exons: 7
Coding region: 8-1009 (333 amino acids)
Biological process (GO): intracellular protein transport; regulation of Arp2/3 complex-mediated actin nucleation
Cellular component (GO): trans-Golgi network membrane
Molecular function (GO): phospholipid binding; protein domain specific binding
Source: RefSeq, a predicted model, not a curated record
AGAGAAAAUGAUGGAGGCAACGGAGGAGAUAGGAGACGUCAGGGCAGCGUCAAACCCCACCGAGGAGGAGGAGGAAAGCCCUCCAAAGGAAACAAACGGCCACCACACAGACGAGGACGGUCCUGACCCUUCAGCCGAGGCAGCAGCAGAGCCCCCGGUGGAGACGGACCGAGGCAAAGAGGUCACAGCCACACCCCAGAGAUCCGACGGCGGACCCGUGAUCAUCCAAGCCAGCAGCAAGAACCCGGCCAGCGAGAAGCUGGAGAGGGUCCGCAAGUGGAGCGUCAGCAAAUAUAAGUGCACCCGGCAGGCUCUGGCCGAGCGGCUCGGCCGAGGCUCCCGCACGGUGGACCUGGACCUGGAGCCGCGCCUGGAGCUGCUCAGAGACGACCGGCAGCGCUACGACCACAUGACCAAGCUGGCUCAGACGCUGGCCGGGCAGUUCGCCCAGUUCUCCGUCACCCAGAAGACUCUGGGGGACGCCUUCACCGAGCUCAGCUUCAAGUCCAGGGACCUCCACGUGGAGUUUGGCAUGAACGCCGAGGCUCAGAAGUUUCUGUCGAAGAGCACCGAGGACCUGACGUCGGCCAUCAGCAGCUUCACCUGCGACAUGAACACGCUGGUGAACAAGACCAUCGAGGACACCAUGAUCAACGCCAAGCAGUACGAGGCCGCCAGGAUCGAGUACGACGCCUACAGGGUGGACCUGGAGGAGCUGAACAUGGGGCCACGGGACGCCACCACCCUGCCUAAGCUGGAGCAGGCCCAGAAGACCUUCCAGGGCCAGAGGGAGCGGUACGAGAAGGUCCGGGACGACCUGGCCGUCAAAGUCAAGCUGCUGGAGGAGAACAGGGUGAAGGUCCUCCACAACCAGCUGUGGCUGCUGCACAACGCCGUCGCCGCUCACUGCUUGUCGUGCCACGGUUUCCUGGAGAAGAACAUGCAGCAGGCCCUCGAACACCUCAACGUCUCCAGUGUGGCGCCCCCCUCCUGGCUGGAGGAGAGUUGACGCUCGGCCGGACCGGCUUGAUUGACUUUAAAAAGUGUCUUUGAAAAGCUUGUUCGUCUCUUUGUCUUCUAAAACCCGCGAGGUAGAAGAAAAGUAAUUUAUUUUGGGUGAUAAAUGGGACAUUUGGGUUCAGAAAUGUCGUUGUUCUACAAUUACAUUUAUUGUUUAAUAAUU